AUGGCUUCUGAAUCCUUCGAAAAACCAACUGUCUUCCAGUCGGAAGACCCUGAGAAAGUUCUCGAUCUCAAGGAUCCCCUUGCUGCGGCUGGGUUCGAGGAUCCCGAUGCAGGGAAGAGUGCCGAAGAAAGGGCGGAAAUCGAUCGCAAGCUGCUAUGGCAACUCGAUAUGCGUCUCGUGCCGUGGCUCAGUCUACUUUAUCUCGUUUCAUUCCUUGAUCGGACAAAUAUCGGUAACGCGAAGAUUGUCGGUCUUCAAAAAGAUCUGAACAUGACCAGUGCCCAAUACAAUGCCACACUCACUAUAUUCUUCGUCUCAUACUCAGUCUUCGAGCCUUUGACCAAUGUCCUGCUCAAGAAGUUGCGGCCGAGUAUCUUUAUCCCAUGUAUUAUGAUGGCAUGGGGAAUUUGCAUGAUCUGUAUGGGUUUCGUCAAGAACUACCACGGCCUAAUGGCCGUCCGUUGGUUCUUAGGUCUAUCUGAAGCCGGUCUGUUCCCCGGUGUGGGUUAUUUCCUCUCUUGCUGGUAUAAGCGCUCCGAAUUUGGAGUACGUAUGGCCAUCUUCUUCUCCGCGGCUGCGCUCGCGGGUUCCUUCGGCGGCCUACUAGCUGCAGCGAUUGCUAAGAUGCACGGCGUGGGCGGUAUGAAGGGCUGGGCUUGGAUUUUCAUUCUAGAAGGUCUACUCACAGUUAUUAUUGGUGUUGCCUCGUUCUGGUGUGUCUAUGACUUCCCUGAUCAGGCGCGGUUCUUGUCGGAAAUCGAUCGCAAGCGCGUUCUCAGACGACUCGCAAUGGAUCAGCAGUCUAGUGCUGAGCAUGAGGAGUUCAAGAUGGAUUACUUCUGGUCCAGUCUUAAGGAUUGGAAAACCUAUACUGGGGCUAUGAUAUAUAUGGGGGCUGAUGGGUCACUUUAUGCAUUUUCGCUCUUCGUGCCUACUAUCAUCAGUCAACUAGUGAGCUACAGCUCGAUUCGCGCACAGUUGCUAAGCGUACCGCCAUAUGCCGCCGCCGCCGUCAUGACAGUGACAGUUGGCUUUAUCGCAGAUCGUACAAGACAGCGUGGUCUCUGCAAUAUGUCUGUUUCGAUCCUCGGUAUAGUAGGUUUCUCUAUGCUACUAGGCUGUGAGUCUGCCGGCGCCCGCUAUGCAGGAACCUUCCUUGGAGCCAUGGGAAUCUACCCAGCUAUUGCAAACACGAUUUCGUGGACCAGUAACAACACCGAAGGCGUAUACAAACGAGGUGUCUCCCUCGGAUUUAUUAUCGGCUGGGGAAAUCUGAACGGCAUUGUCUCUUCUAAUAUCUACCGCGACGCUGAUAAGCCGAAAUUCUACCCCGGUCACAGUGUAGUACUCGGCUACCUGGUGCUGUUCCAGUUUGGUGGAUCCGUGUUGCAGUACAUCCUGCUGCGCCGUGAGAACAGCAAGCGCAGACGGGGGAGCGAGACCAGUGGAUCCAAGGCUUGGACCAGAGCCAGAUCGAGCUGUUGGGUGACAAGAGACCGGAUUUCCUUUACACACUGUGAGCAGCGGAAUAAUCGGAUGGGACGAAAGGGAGAACGGAGCCACAUCGAGAUAUAA
Messenger RNA from Penicillium coprophilum, 1575 nucleotides. RefSeq names its product allantoate permease family MFS transporter. Gene Ontology annotation, molecular function: transmembrane transporter activity. Gene Ontology annotation, cellular component: membrane. The record is from RefSeq and is a predicted model, not a curated record. NCBI's taxonomy places the organism in Eukaryota, Fungi, Ascomycota, Eurotiomycetes, Eurotiales, Aspergillaceae. Bases 1 to 1575 code for a protein of 524 amino acids. Gene Ontology annotation, biological process: transmembrane transport. The transcript has 6 exons.